AUGAGGACGCCACGCAGCCCGGUGACUAAUGUGUGGACACCGGAUAUCGGUGCCAUUUCUGUAUAUUGUGAGACUAGCUUGAUUUAUAGUCGAGUCAAAACGAAAUCAAACAUGGCCCAGUUGCAUAAGCGGCUGCGCUCGAAGCGACGCGGCAGAGAAAGCGGUUGGAGUCAAGGUAUUUCUGCUCAUAUUGACUCUGGCAAGACCACAGUAACGGAACGAAUUCUCUUCUAUGCAGGUCGGAUCGACUCCAUGCACGAGGUUCGUGGUAAAGAUGAGGUCGGUGCUACUAUGGAUUUUAUGGAGUUGGAGAGGCAACGAGGAAUCACGAUUCAGUCUGCUGCUACAUACGUCGAUUGGCAUGGAAUAAAUAUAAACAUAAUCGACACACCCGGUCAUGUGGACUUCACCGUAGAAGUGGAGAGAGCACUGCGUGUUCUUGAUGGUGCUGUGUUAGUACUUUGUGGUGUUGGCGGUGUGCAGUCCCAAACCUUUACCGUAAACCGACAGCUCAGUAGAUAUAAUGUUCCAUUCAUUUGCUUCGUGAACAAGCUGGACAGGAUUGGCGCUACGCCGUUUCGUGCUUUAUAUGGACUACGUAACAAGCUUAAACACAAUGCUGCUCUUAUUCAGCUACCGAUUGGCAAAGAUUCUGGUUUCCGCGGUGUUGUCGAUUUGAUAGAGGAGCACUCUCUUUUCUAUGAAGGAGAUGAAGGACUAGUGGUUCGAAUUGACGAAAUUCCUGACAAUAUGAGAGUGCAGGUGAAAGAAUUCAGAGAAGAAAUGAUAGAGCAUUUGGCAAAUGGAGAUGAGAUUAUCGGAGAGAUGUUCCUUAACGAUGAAAGUCCCAAUGCCGAACAGAUUCAUGCUGCCAUCCGUAGAUCUGUCAUAAAACGGACAUUUUUACCAGUUGUGAUUGGAUCAGCGCUGAAAAACAAGGGUGUGCAAUCAAUGGUCGACAGCGCGGUACGAUACCUGCCUAAUCCAAGCGAAGUAACUAAUCGAGCUGUUGUCAGAAGUGGAAGGACGCUGGAUGAAGCCCAGCCUCAAGAACAAGCUGGAUUUCGCCAAGGUUUCAGCUGCUUGGAUCACAUCCAGACCGUGUCGAGGAUCAUAGAGGUUUGCCAAGAAUACCGCCUGCCCCUUGUUCUAACCUUCGUCGACUAUGAGAAAGCCUUUGACAGCGUAGAAACGAAUACAAUACUGUCAGCGCUGGUCGAUCAAGGUGUGGACGCGUCGUAUGUGAGGACAUUAGCCCAUUGCUACGAUCGAUGCACGACUAGGAUACAGCUUUUCCACUGCCCUCUCACCAUACCCAUUGGAAAGAGAGUACGACAAGGCGAUACUAUAUCGCCGAAGCUGUUCACGGCUGCAUUGCAAUGGAUAAUGAAAUCACUAUCCUGGGAAGAAAGGGACGAUUCUCUGCUCUAA
Necator americanus (New World hookworm) is the source of this 1431-nucleotide messenger RNA. RefSeq lists its product as uncharacterized. The coding region runs from base 1 to 1431 and encodes 476 amino acids. Lineage: Eukaryota; Metazoa; Nematoda; Chromadorea; Rhabditida; Ancylostomatidae. The transcript is spliced from 9 exons. Gene Ontology annotation, biological process: mitochondrial translational elongation. Gene Ontology annotation, molecular function: GTPase activity; GTP binding; translation elongation factor activity. The record is from RefSeq and is a predicted model, not a curated record. Gene Ontology annotation, cellular component: mitochondrion.